Molecule: messenger RNA, 477 nt
Organism: Medioppia subpectinata
Lineage: Eukaryota; Metazoa; Arthropoda; Arachnida; Sarcoptiformes; Oppiidae
Source: the annotation of a GenBank genome assembly
AUGGGCUGUGUAUGGGUUGAGGGCCUGGCGUUCAGCUCAACACUGCCUACCGUUCCCUUCACUACUACUGAAUGUGAGUCAGUCAAUGAGGGAGAGAGGGAGAGAGGGAGGGAGAGAGAGNUCUACAUCAAGAAUGGCCAGGGAUUUGUGGUCGUCUACUCCAUCACUAAUCACCAGACCUUCCAAGACGUGAAGAAUAUGAAGGAACAGAUCGUACGGGUGAAGGGCACGGAUCGGGUGCCCAUACUUCUGGUGGGCAAUAAGCUGGACAUUGAACACCAACGAGAGGUGACCACCGGAGAGGGCAUAGCCUUGGCUCAGGUCUGGUCGUCGCCAUUCAUGGAGGCCUCGGCUAAGAGUCGGAUCAAUGUUAACGAAGUGUUCGCCGAAAUCGUACGCGAAAUGAGCUUCAAUUCGGUUAAAGAGAAACCCAAUUAUUGCUGCAAUUUGUGUGGCUUUCACUGUAAUAUACUUUGA